Messenger RNA from Capsella rubella, 1822 nucleotides. Its product is annotated as laccase-1. The record is from RefSeq and is a predicted model, not a curated record. The transcript is spliced from 5 exons. Lineage: Eukaryota; Viridiplantae; Streptophyta; Magnoliopsida; Brassicales; Brassicaceae. Gene Ontology annotation, biological process: lignin catabolic process. Gene Ontology annotation, cellular component: apoplast. The coding region runs from base 33 to 1781 and encodes 582 amino acids. Gene Ontology annotation, molecular function: hydroquinone:oxygen oxidoreductase activity; copper ion binding.
UAAGAUCAGUAGUAUUCUAGCUAUAAAAGAAAAUGGAGAAUUCAGGGUUUCUAAUGAUUUCGACCUUUUUGCUUCUAUUUGCAACUCUUCUCCCUCAUUCUUCGGCUUCAACCACCCGUCGAUUUCACUUUAACGUCGAAUGGAAGAAAGUAACUCGACUGUGCCACACGAAACAACUUUUAACUGUGAACGGACAAUACCCAGGACCGACCGUGGCGGUACACGAAGGUGACACCGUAGAAAUCAAAGUGACUAACCGGAUCGCUCACAACACAACUAUUCAUUGGCAUGGUUUAAGGCAAUACCGGACGGGUUGGGCAGAUGGACCGGCAUACAUAACGCAGUGUCCAAUAAGAUCGAAACAAGCAUACACAUAUAGAUUCAAAGUGGAGGAUCAAAGAGGCACACUCCUUUGGCAUGCUCAUCACUCAUGGCAACGCGCCUCUGUCUACGGCGCUUUCAUCAUCUAUCCCCGGAAGCCUUAUCCCUUUCCCGGCAGCUACAAUAUCCAGUCCGAAAUUCCCAUUAUACUCGGCGAAUGGUGGAAUGGUGACGUAGACCAAGUGGAGAAGAAUAUGAUUAUGACCGGAAAUGGGGCUAACGUUUCCGACGCUUACACCCUUAACGGGCUUCCCGGCCCACUUUAUCCUUGCUCUACCAAAGAUACUUUCACGGCGAACGUAGACCCCGGGAGAACCUACAUCCUCCGCAUCAUCAACGCAGCUCUAAACAGUGAGCUCUUCUUCGCUGUAUCGAAUCACACACUAACCGUAGUCGAGGUCGACGCGGUUUACACCAAACCGGUUGAUACCCAAGCAAUCAUGAUCGCUCCUGGUCAAACCACCACCCUCCUCCUCCGCACCAACCAACUCCCCGGCGGCGAGUUUCUCAUCGCCGCGACUCCUUACGUCACUUCCGUCUUCCCAUUCAACAACUCCACCACCGUCGGGUUCAUCCGUUACAGAGGCAAAACCAAACCGGAAAAUACCGAAAACACACAGCGGAGACGGCGAUUAACGGCAAUGUCGACAGCCGCGGAUCUACCCAAAAUGCUGGAUACGAAGUUCGCGACGAGAUUCUCCGAUAACAUCAAGAGCCUCGGAUCGGAGGAGUAUCCGUGUAAAGUCCCGAGGAAGAUCGACAAGCGAGUGAUCACCACGAUCAGUCUCAAUCUCCAGGACUGCCCGCAAAAUCAGACCUGCGGGGGUUACGCCGGGAAGAGAUACUCAGCGUCUAUGAACAACAUCUCCUUCGUUCGACCUCCGGUCUCGAUCCUGGAGAGCUACUAUAAAAAACAGAGCAAAGGAGUCUUCUCACUCGAUUUCCCGGAGAAACCGCCGAACAGAUUCGAUUUCACGGGAGUGGAUCCGGUUUCGGAGAACAUGAACACCGAGUUCGGGACGAAGCUGUUCGAAGUGGAGUUCGGAACGAGAUUAGAGAUCGUGUUCCAGGGAACGAGUUUCUUGAACAUCGAGAACCAUCCGUUACAUGUACACGGACACAACUUCUUCGUGGUGGGAAGAGGAUUCGGGAACUUCGACCCGGAGAAGGAUCCGAAAAGGUACAAUCUGGUGGAUCCGCCGGAGAGGAACACUUACGCGGUGCCGACGGGAGGAUGGGCGGCGAUUAGGAUCAAUGCGGAUAAUCCAGGAGUUUGGUUUAUUCACUGUCAUCUGGAGCAGCAUACUUCGUGGGGGUUAGCUAUGGGUUUUAUCGUUAAGGAUGGUCCUCUUCCUUCACAGACUCUGCUUCCUCCUCCUCAUGAUCUUCCUAAGUGUUAAGAAACACUAUAAUAUAAAAAUGUCUUUUAUUAUUUAUUAUA